GCAGCACUUGGUAGGAGUUGCAUGACUGGGGCUUCUUGUCCUUGCAAUACAUCGAUGCAGAGCCGGCCAAUCCAGUGUCGAGUCGACGAACACCUUCCUCGGCUGCGAUCAUAGUUACCGACUGUUUCCACUUCAUCGAUCAGCCCACUGAUACCUUGGCGGUGCCUGGCACUAUGCCCUGUCUUCUCGACUUGAUCGUCGUCAUGGGUAGAUUGAGCUUGGCCAUAUGUCUGGCCGAACAUCUUAGGAUUAUAAGAAGGCCCGGUGCUUACAUUCGCUACUACCUUUUUCACUUCUUCUCUGUCUUCUUGUCAACAGCAGUUUCACCUUUCUUCUCACUUCGCCCAAUUCAUCCACCAGUCAACAUCAUGUACGCCAAAUCCGUCCUCAUCGCCGCCCUUGCCGGCUUCGCUGCCGCCAGCCCCAUCGAUAUUGAGAGCCGCCAGCUCUUCGGUGGAAUCGGCGGCACAGGAUCCAGCUCCAGCGAGUUCAGCCGCGGCGGCUGCAAAGACGUCCUCUUCGCCUUUGCCCGUGGCUCCACCGAGAUUGGCAACAUGGGAACCGUCGUCGGACCUCCUACCUCGGACGGUCUCAAGAAAGAAUUCGGAGCCGAUGCCGUCGCCACAGAGGGAAUCCCCUACGCCGCCUCCAUCGGCACCAACGUCCUCCCCGGCGGCACCGACACACGCUCCAAGAACAUGAUGGCCGACACCCUCAACAGCAUGGCACAGAAAUGCCCAGACUCUGUCAUCGUAGCUUCAGGCUACAGCCAGGGCGCAGCCGUCUGCCACCGCGCCAUCGAAGGCCUCGACCCCGCCGUCAUGGAGCAAAUCGCCGGCGUCGUCACUUACGGCGACACCCAGAAGCUGCAGGACAGGAACCAGAUCCCUAACUUCCCCAAGGAGAAGGUCAAGAUCAUUUGCCAGCCUGGCGAUGCUGUUUGCUUGGGUACACUGAGCGUGCUGCCUGCGCACUUGACGUAUGGUGUCCGCGCAGAUGAGGGUGUGGCUUUCCUCGUGCAGCAGAUUAAGGGGGUGCAGGCGAAGAUCAAGGCGAGGAAUGCGAAGAGGGAGGCCGAGAAGAUGGACGCUGAGUUGCAGGAGGCGGUUAAGCGGGUCGCUAAGGAGAUCAAGGCAUAAGGGCUGAUUUGAGAUUGGGGUGAUGGGAUUUGGGGU
Messenger RNA from Alternaria rosae, 1175 nucleotides. Its product is annotated as cutinase-domain-containing protein. Gene Ontology annotation, molecular function: cutinase activity. Bases 174 to 1139 code for a protein of 321 amino acids. The record is from RefSeq and is a predicted model, not a curated record. Gene Ontology annotation, biological process: carbohydrate catabolic process. The transcript is spliced from 2 exons. Gene Ontology annotation, cellular component: extracellular region. Lineage: Eukaryota; Fungi; Ascomycota; Dothideomycetes; Pleosporales; Pleosporaceae.